AGCUUUGCCACUGCACAAAUGCGACGAUCUGAGUCGAAGUUUGGUACUCAGAUAUAAAGUUUGUCUAAACUACACACGUUCCGUCUAUAACUGUGUUAGUUGAUCUGGUUUCUCGCUUUCGCUUUCAGAGAAAGUUAUGUAUCCUGGCAAUUUCUUUAUGCUGGCAAAGUUAUCUAACGUGGAAGCUAAAUUUGCUGAUCCAGGAUGUAGUUUAGCUUUACAUAAGUUAAUAAAGUAAUCAUAACUGCACCCAAUAUGUUUUUUUUAUACAGCAUGAAGUAUCCCCAAGCUUAUAUCACAAUAAAUAAGUCCAAUGGAGUAGAGUCGACUUUACAAGAAGUAUUUUGCGACUCCAUUUUUUACCGUGGCACGCAAAGAAGACAAAAAAAAUCUUUCCGAAUUGAUCUUUUCAUUCUUGACUAAUGUUACGCCUGCGUCUUGAGGUCUUUUAAGAAGCUAGGUGGCUUUGUAAAAAAGGACCUUCUUACUAUCCAAGCAUUUCGAUUUCUAUUGGAAAAAAAUAUUCCGUGAGGGCCGAUUAACAAGCGUUUUUAUUUAGGACUUUAAAAACGCAUCUGAAUAGCCUUCGUUAAAGUCUCACUUUACUUAUAGAUUGUCGUCGUAAGGUCAACAUUUUUUUAAGUAGAGAACAAAUUUUUAUAAAGCAUAAAAACUCAUUCAUAUGCAAUUCUAUCGCUCUUCGUAGAGACCUUCAUUUCCAUAGCCUAACACACUAAUCACUUUUUGUUACUAAAACGUUUCUUCUUUCUCUCCAUCGUAUUUUCCAUGCAUACAAUAGCUAUGUGACAGCUACGCAAUUUGAGCCGACCAGCGCCCGCCUGGCCUUUCCUUGCUACGAUGAGCCAUCAUUUAAAGCAAACUUCACUAUCAGCCUUACGCACAGCAACUAUUACACAGCCAUCUCGAAUAUGAUGGUACGUCAAAUUGAACCGAGCAUUGACGUAAAUGCUGCACUCGGUGACAAUGAUGCAUCAAUGGUGACAACCACAUUCCACACCACCCCCGCCAUUUCUACUUACCUGGUCGCUUUUGUGAUCUCCGAUUUUGUCUACAUUUCGGAGGAAUAUCGCGGUGUCAUGCAACGUAUUUUCACCUCACCCCGCAUCGCUGAUAAGGGACGGAAAGCAUUGAAGAAUGCUGUGCGCACGGUGGCCAUGUUUGAGGACUACUUUGGCAUCGAUUAUCCGUUGGCGAAAUUGGAUCACAUAGCAUUGAAAAAAAAUUUCGGCUCUGCAAUGGAAAACUGGGGUUUAAUUACCUACAAAGAGGACAAUCUGGUGCAGCAGGAUGGUGCGGAUUUACACAAGAAACUGAAGGACAUACUGACGCAAAAUCAUGAAAUCGCUCAUCAAUGGUUCGGUAACUUGGUGUCACCACAGUGGUGGACAUACGCUUGGUUGAAUGAAGGGUUUGCCACCUAUUUUAGUUAUGUAAUAACAGAUUUGCUUUAUCCAGAAUAUAAAACUAUGGAUUUCUUUUUGACUGAUAUUGCUGAGCGCGCCUAUAGUUACAAUUAUAUGACUGUGCGACCUAUGACUUACUAUGUGGAGAAAGAGUCAGAAGUUUUAUCUGUGUUCGAUAUUAUAUCCUACCAAAGAGCUGCCUGUGUUA
Molecule: messenger RNA, 1632 nt
Organism: Rhagoletis zephyria (snowberry fruit fly)
Lineage: Eukaryota; Metazoa; Arthropoda; Insecta; Diptera; Tephritidae
Product: alanine/arginine aminopeptidase-like
Biological process (GO): proteolysis
Cellular component (GO): membrane; cytoplasm
Molecular function (GO): zinc ion binding; metallopeptidase activity
Source: RefSeq, a predicted model, not a curated record